This is a messenger RNA of Sphaerulina musiva SO2202, 1604 nucleotides long. Its product is annotated as ferrochelatase-domain-containing protein. Bases 157 to 1485 code for a protein of 442 amino acids. NCBI's taxonomy places the organism in Eukaryota, Fungi, Ascomycota, Dothideomycetes, Mycosphaerellales, Mycosphaerellaceae. Gene Ontology annotation, biological process: heme biosynthetic process. Gene Ontology annotation, molecular function: protoporphyrin ferrochelatase activity. The record is from RefSeq and is a predicted model, not a curated record. The transcript has a single exon.
UAAACACUUCAAUCGACCUCGGGAGGACCAGUCAAUUGCAGGCCAAAGCUGCUUAUGGACUAGAGCGAGCUAGUCCAUUACAUUAUACACCACUCGCAGUACACAAGUCCUCUGCCAUCAAACAUUCAUUACCUGUACUCAUCACUGCCUGUGUGUAUGCAUACAACGAUGAGUGUCCAGCAACCACUCAGGGCGCUCACGCGACGCGCGACACCCUCUCAAUGCCUCCAUCUCGCGCCGACAGCCGCGCACCACAAGCCGCGGAUAUGGAGCAGUGACCGCAACAUGGCCACCGUCGUCCCCGCCCCGCCCGUCACGCAGAACGAGGUGGGCAAGAAGGGCCCGACGGCAAUGGUGUUCAUGAACAUGGGCGGGCCAGCGACGGUCGAUGAAGUGGGCGACUUUCUCUCUCGCCUCUUCGCCGAUGGCGACUUGAUCCCGCUUGGGCCCCUACAGAGCUACCUCGGACCGCUCAUCAGCAGGCGGAGAACGCCCAAGAUCAAGAAGCAGUAUGCAGACAUUGGUGGAGGGAGUCCCAUCAGGAAGUGGUCCGAAUACCAGGCAGCGGAGAUGUGCAAGAUUCUGGACAAAACGAACCCAGAGUCGGCACCGCACAAGCCCUACGUGGCCUUCCGAUAUGCCAAUCCGUUGACCGAGGAGAUGUACAACAAAUUGUUCGAGGAUGGCUUUGGUAAAGGACGAGGAGGACGCGCAGUGGCUUUCACACAAUACCCGCAGUACUCCUGCUCAACAACAGGCUCCUCCCUCAACGAACUCUGGAAAUGGCGCCAACGCCUCGAAUCGCCGACGCGGAAUGCCGACGCACCUGCUGAGGGCUCUAUUCAGUGGAGCGUGAUCGACCGCUGGCCGACACAUCCAGGUCUCGUCGACGCCUUUGCCGAGAACAUCACCAAGAGGCUCGAAUCCUACCCAGAAGACAUCCGAGACAGCGUGGUCCUCUUAUACUCUGCCCAUUCCCUUCCCAUGUCCGUCGUGAACCGCGGAGACCCAUACCCAGCUGAAGUCGCAGCCACAGUUUGGGCAGUACAGCAAAAGCUAGGACACAAGAACCCCUACAGACUCUGCUGGCAGUCGCAAGUAGGACCCUCAGCGUGGUUAGGAGCACAGACGGCAGAGACAGUACCCAACCUGAUCAAGAAAGGACAAAAGGACAUGAUUCUCAUUCCAAUUGCUUUCACUUCAGACCACAUCGAGACACUGUUCGAGAUCGACCAGGAAGUUAUCCACGAGGCCAAUGAGAUGGGCGCCGAUGGACGUGUGAGGAGGUGUGAGAGUCUGAAUGGCAGCCCGACCUUCAUCAACGCCCUCGCCAAUCUGGCCAGCGACCAUCUCAAGGCCGGUGUGGUGUGCAGCAAGCAAAUGGGUCUGAGAUGUCCGGGUUGUACGAGCGAGAGAUGUCUGGAAAGCAAGAGAUUCUUCAUGGGUCAAGGCGCUCAGCAAGGAAAUGAAGCUGUGACUCUGUAGGUAGUAUGUAAGAGUCCCCAACAGAUCCCAUUUGUAUAUACCUAUUCGCGAAUUUGUUUUAUUAUGGAGAAGAUACCUUGCCUACAUGUUAGCUUACCUAAAAAUGUCAUCAAUGCCAC